This is a messenger RNA of Salvia hispanica, 2907 nucleotides long. RefSeq names its product SWI/SNF complex subunit SWI3C-like. The record is from RefSeq and is a predicted model, not a curated record. NCBI's taxonomy places the organism in Eukaryota, Viridiplantae, Streptophyta, Magnoliopsida, Lamiales, Lamiaceae. Gene Ontology annotation, molecular function: protein binding.
AGAGGGAAAAAAACACAACAAUUUCAUCCCCAUUCUUCCCUCCUCUCUUUCUCUCUCACGCACCACUCACACACUCUUCGCACACCACAAUCUCAGCUCUCCACCUCACCAAUCACGGAGACCCCACCGAUCUCUCGCUCUCCCCUAAACCUCAAACUUCAAACCCUCCAUAAAUCUCUCCCCCCAAUUUUUCCCUUGAGCAAUGCCAGCUUCCUCCUCAGAAGCAAGAGCAAGGUGGAGAAAGCGGAAAAGGGAUAACUCAGUGGCGCGCAAGUCUAAACUGAAAGAGCAUGAUGAUGACAUACUUAAUGAUAACGAUGACGAUGAUGACCCAGAUCUGGACCCCCCACAGAACCAUCUGGAAAGUGAAGACGAUCCUCAAAUUCGUAGUUCUGAUAGGACAGCCCAGAUUACAGGAGAGAAAGGGGAUGAAAAGCUAGUUGCUGGUGGACUGAAGUUAUGUGAGUUUCCAGUUGCUAUUAAGAGGGUGAUAAAUAGGCCCCACUCAUCUGUCUUCCGAAUUGUGGAGUUUGAGAGGGCUGCAAGAUAUGGGGAUGGCAUAGGCCUAGGGCAGAGUAGGGUGCCGGUGUUGGAGAAUAUUUCUUAUCGGCAGCUGCAGGCACUUUCUGCAGUGCCUCGAGACAAUCCUGCUCUUUUAGGGGUUCCCUCAGAGGAGACUGCAAGUGCUAGUGGGGGUGGUUCAUAUGUGAUCAGGCCACCUAGGAUAGUCGCUGGCAGUGGUGUUACUAAAAGGCUCGGGAGCGCAGGUCGUGUUCAUGUUGUCCCAGUACAUUCAGAAUGGUUUUCACCAAAUUCAGUGCAUAGAUUGGAGAGACAAGUGGUUCCACAUUUUUUUUCUGGAAAAUCCACAGAACAUACACCUGAAAAGUAUAUGGAAUGUCGGAAUUUCAUUGUUGCUAUGUAUAUGGAAAACCCUGAAAAGAACCUAGCUGUGGCUAACUGUCAGGGCCUAGAAGCUGGUAUUGAUAAUGAGGACUUAACUCGAAUUUUUAGGUUUCUGGAUCACUGGGGGAUUAUCAACUAUUGUGCAACUCCUCCUAAGCAUGAGGCCCCAAAGGGUGGAACUUACUUGUGUGAGGAUUCAAAUAACGAACUUCACGUCCCUUUGUCUGCUUUGAAAUCUAUAGACAGCUUAAUCAAGUUUGACAAGCCAAAAUGUAGGCUGAAGGCAACUGAUGUUUAUCCAGAACUUGCAUGUCAGCAGGAAGAGGAUUCUGACAUUGACAGUGCUAUUAGAGAAAAAUUAUCCGAGCAUCAAUGCAACUGUUGUUCACGACCUAUUCCUGCAGUGUACUACCAGUCGCAGAAGGAGGUUGAUGCGAGACUCUGUUUGGAUUGCUAUCAUGAGGCAGGAUUCAUUGCUGGUCACUCUAGCCUUGAUUUUAUGAAAGAGAAUUCCACGAAAGAUUAUGGAGACCUGGACGGGGAUAGUUGGUCUGACCAGGAAACGUUGCUGCUUCUUGAGGGAAUGCAGCUUUAUAAUGAGAAUUGGAAUAAAAUUGCAGAGCAUGUUGGCUCCAAAUCAAAAGCACAGUGCAUUCUCCAUUUUGUCCGUCUUCCUCUGGAUGGCGCUCCACUGGACAGUAUUGAUGUUCCAAGCACAUCUGGUUCGUCGAAUUUGAGCAAUCAUGAAAGAUCAGAGCCAAUUUCAAAUGGAAUCUGCUUGGAAGGGGAAGAUACUGAAAGAAAAUUUCCUUUCUCAAGCUCUGGAAACCCAGUGAUGUCUCUGGUGGCGUUUCUUGCUUCUGCAUUGGGGCCAAGAGUGGCUGCAGCCUGUGCCCAUGCAUCUUUGGGUUCAUUGUCUAAGGAGAGUAGCAAAGAAGGGAGUCCUGGAGGUUCUUUGAGCCAACAUGAUGCUGAAGGUGCUACACUAUCUGCUGAAAAAGUGAUCUCUGCGGCCGAAGAUGGCCUUGCUGCAGCAGCUAUGAAGGCAAAGCUUUUUGCUGAUCAUGAAGAGCGUGAAAUCCAGCGGUUAUCUGCUAAUAUUAUUAACCAUCAGUUAAAGCGAUUGGAGCUAAAGUUGAAGCAGUUUGCAGAAAUUGAAACAUUGCUAAUGAGAGAAUGUGAGCAGAUGGAAAGGACAAGGCAGAGGAUUGCUGCCGAACGGGCCCUUGUGAUGUCGGGACAGUUUGGUUCUGCUGGGGUGCAACGGCCAAUGGGGCUGCCAGGUGUCAGUAAUUGUAAUUCUGCUAUGAACAAUUAUGCAGGAAAUAGACAGCACGUUCAAGGCUCCCAGCAACCUUUCGUUCCUGGAUACGGAAACAACCAACCCAUACAUCCUCACAUGUCCCUGAUGCAGCAGCAGCAGCAGCAGCAACAACAACAACAACAACAACAACAACAACAACAGCAGGGAAUGUAUGGUCUGGGUCCUAGGUUGCCCCUUUCAGCUAUACAUCCAUCUUCUUCAGCCUCUAAUACCAUGUUUAACCCGACAUCAAAUUCUCAGCCAUCUCUCGGCUAUCCAAUGCUCAGACCACUAUCUGGGACUAAAUCUGGUUUAGGCUAGGGGGAGGAUGAUAACUACAUAUUGAUACGCGCCUGGAGUUGGAUCGUUUCUUGAGCUUAGGUGUACCAUACUGAAAGAGUCGAAAAUGGAGAAAGGACGUUUUCUUGAACCUUUGGUUUUGUGUAGACUUGCAUGGAAUGGAGUGGGGGCUAACCUGUACCCCCUGGUGCAGCUUGAUGUGCAAACCUGAGAUUGCAUGGAUCAACUGCUUGGAUAUGAAAAGAUUUGAGAUUCGAACAACUAAUUGAUUGUGACCAUAUUACUAAUUAGAUGAGGAAAGGCAAGUGGGUUAUUAGGAAUGUACUACUAUUCAGCUGUACAGAUUAUGAAAAUUGCAUGAAUCAAUGAAAUUGCCUGUGAUGGGUUUUAAAUUUUUA